GCAGUGGUUAUUAAGUACAAACAUAACUCUUGUUGCUUCAUGUUCUCAUAAAAAAGAGAACUGGAUGUACUAGCAGUAUAAAGCAAUAUUCUUAGUCUGAAAUAUACUGAUGAACCCUAUUGCCUUUUUGUAACAAAUAGGGCAAGUGGACAUAUUCGCGAUGACAUAUUUGCAAAUCUGAUUACUUUACUACUGCCACAACUCCAAUUUUUCAUAGCAGGGGUAGCAAGAAUCAGUACCCUCUAAUUUACAACCUGCCUAAACAUCUCCCUGCCCCCCCCCCCAACAUUAAUUGGAAACCGUAUCAAUCGAAUAUCGCCUGCGCUGCAGAAUGUGCCUAACUUGAAUCAGCAUUGUUUCAGGCUGUAUGACAAACCACUUAAAUUGGCUUAGAAAGAAAUAAUACCAUCAUAGGAAGUCAACAGAUAAAUUCUCAAAUUAGCUGGGAAGGGCACUGUCUUUGGAAGCCAACAGAUAAUUCUCAUAUAAAUCAUACGCAUAUAAAAACAAAUGUGAAAUGAAUGGAGAGAGCAUGAGAAGAUGUAACUAGGAAAGUUGUUUGAUCAAUAAAGGAUUUUUUUAAAUUGCCUCAAACACAUGUUAUGUAACUCAGCUCAGGAAUGAGUAAAACAACUCAUGAAAAGCCAGAAGAAAUGUCUGAAACAUCUAUAAAGCAAUCAACUGUUGAAUCAAAGAAGACUCAUUCAAAACCAUCAUUCAAAUUACAUUUUGUUCUACAUGAAGAAAUAGGCAGAUCAUAUAUACUACCAUACAGACAAAGAAAGCUUGCAUUUCCUGUUGUGGCUUCAAAAUUUUAUUCAAAAUAUGACUGUCAAGGGGUUGAACAUACAGAUCCAAAACUUUUCGAGGAACUGAGAAUGUUACGAGAGAGUGGACCAAAAGAAAAAUAUGCUGAACCUGCCACAGAGAAUCAGAGGUAUGGCUGGUACACUAAUCCUGAGCUAGACUAUGACAGAAGAGACAGAAGACUGUACUUUCCACAACAUACUUCAGAAAUGGUGAAACUGAGAUCAUUGAUUGAUCUUGCAGAUUCCGUGGAAAUACCUAAAAGAUUAUAGUUUACAGGUCUAAUAUAAGAAUAUAUUAUCAGUAUAUUACUGGUAAUUACUGUUUCUUUAAUUCAGUACUGUCAUUCAUUGUAAAGACAACUGAUGACAUAAUUAGGUUAUAAGAUUAUGAAAUUCUGCAUAUCAGACUGAGGUUGUGUCAUCCAUACUGAGAGUAUUUAAUACUGGUAUACUGAUAUUAAACUUAAAUGUGAAAUUAAUUUUAUAAAAACUUCAUAAUUUAUAUAUCUUCCAUCAUAAUAAUUAUCAGUACAUUGAAAAUUUUAUAAUCACUAAAAAUAAUCAAAACAGCUCAGUCAGUAUAAUAACUAGGACCGGGAUUUGAUUCCCACAUGAUUGGGAUGUUUCCCUUUGUAACUGUGCCCAGACUAGCUCUGAGGCUUAUCUAGCCUACUAUCAAAUCUGUAGCGGGGGAUCCUUUUUCUGGGAAUAACGUGGCUACAGCAUGAAGAUGACCACCCACUUCCACUCAUCCAUAUAUCUUCAUUGUGUGGUACUUAAUUAAAUACAGAGUCAACUUCAUGAAAAUAUUUCAUAGCACAGAGUAGCUCUGUAGGGAAGUUCUGGCUAUAGAUUUGAUUUUCUGUGACAUCUCUAUCUCUGUCCAUAGUGGUCUUCUGAGUUGUGAUGCUAUAUGGACUUGUAGAUGGGUGCCAACGUUUUUGAGGAAUGUACUGCCUGUAUCUUCAGUCAACUCUUCGCCACUUUUUUGUUGCACUAUGAAAAUUAUGUAGUUCUUAUGUUAUGCCAUGGAAUAUAACACAUACUGAUUUUCACAAUUUCUUUGCUUCUUACAAAAGCAAUGAAUUUGAGUUUGAAUUGUACUUUACAAAAUAGAAAUGUAGUUUGCUGCAAAUUGGAGGUAAUGAUGAAAGUAACUGUCUACUACAAAUUAUGAUUGACAAUAAUAAAUUUUUACAAGAAAGCCAAUAUGAAUCAAAUUGCCUAAAAGUGUAGGCUUAUACUGUGGCAAAUCUUUCCGUUAUGUUUCUUCAUGGAAAUCAAAUAAUAGAAAGUAAAUGAAACUAUGUAUAUUAAAGAAAAAUCCAUAAUAAAUUCAAAAUAUUAUUUUAAAUGUGGAACAGUUUCUGGCAAGUCAGGCUUACAUGGAUUAAUGACUGCAACAUUUCACUACAAACUUAUCAUUAUAAAUUCUGUGUGUCCAGUGUGGUAGAAAAUGAAUUAAUCACAAUUAAAAAUUGGUACAGUACCACCUUAUAUGUGCAGUAAUGCCAUUAAAAGGCACACGAAGAAUCCAAACUUCCACACAGUGAAAAUGCUGCCUAUAUUUCUUGUCAUCUGUAUGAGUGCAAUGGCACUAAAAGUACUUGCCAAUAGAAUCAAGGAACCAAUUAAUAAAGUUAUAAAAUUAUGGACUCAAAUUUCACAGUAUGAGAUCUGAGGUUCUCAUGCCAGUGAAAAUGAUGACAUUGCUUCUGGGUUGUAAUACCAUAUGGACUUAAAGAUAGAUAAUAACAUUUUAGAGGAAUAUAUUGCCUCCUACAGGUCUACAUGACAUUACAACCCACAAGGCCAACAACGACAAAUCUUACCAGGUGUGUAAUAUUGCAUAUUGGUCUGAGGACACUGAUUGCAGCCUCUUAUCAACUCAUUCUUUAAAGGACUGGAUAUAUUUUAAAACAGUUAGAAUAGAUGAUUACAUAUGGAAACAUAACACAACUUUUAUUGAAUAAACCUUAGAGAACAACUUUAACAGUUAUAUCACAUUACUCCUUAUCUUUUCAAAGGAAUUUUAUUUCUUUCCACUGUCUGUUAAUUUGUACCACUGCAAUCAGUAGUUUCUUGUACUGAUAAAACUGUCCAGGUCCAAAUUUCAAAGAAAAUAAUACAUACAUAACUGGAAAUAAUGAUUUGUAGGAAUCUCAUACAUAUUGAGAGCUAUCAGCAUUUUGUCUGAGUUUUGUUUCAUAUUUAAUAAUAAAUCAUAUAUUCCUAAAGAGAUUUCAAAACAAUUAUUAUAGUCCACAUAA
This is a messenger RNA of Zootermopsis nevadensis, 3079 nucleotides long. The record is from RefSeq and is a predicted model, not a curated record. Lineage: Eukaryota; Metazoa; Arthropoda; Insecta; Blattodea; Termopsidae.